Molecule: messenger RNA, 1158 nt
Organism: Phragmites australis (common reed)
Lineage: Eukaryota; Viridiplantae; Streptophyta; Magnoliopsida; Poales; Poaceae
Exons: 1
Coding region: 1-1158 (385 amino acids)
Source: RefSeq, a predicted model, not a curated record
AUGGCAGAUCCGAAGCCGAAGAACCCCGACGAGGCGAAGGAGAUGGAGGAGGACGACAGUCUCCUCAAACUGUCCCUCGGCUCCAUCGUCAACAACCCAGCCGCGGCGAGGGCGUGCUCCACGGCGCUGGCUGACGACUGCUCGCCGGUGACGCUGGCAAUGCCGAUUCCGCUGCGCCCCGUCGUUGUGUUGAGCGCGGCGUUCGUCGAUGGCACGGCAGCCCACACGUCGUCUGUGCCAACCGGCGCAUCUGCUCCGGCCGUUGUUGCACCGCACGUUGCUUCCCCGGUGGUUCAAGUCAACUGCAGCGAUGCCUUCCUCGCCCCAGAUGUCCUCAGGCCGACUGAUCAUCAGGUGUCUUCUUUGUUACCACCGCUAUUUCCUAGCGAUGGUAAUGGCGUCGUUCCCGUCCAUGGCGAUGUUAAUGCCGCACCUCCAGCUCAGCGCAAAGGAGUGGUGCCGUCGGCUACUUCUCCUGCCUCAAAGGAGGCAUCUGCACCUCCAAAAAAGCGUCCGCGUGUCACCAACCGCUCCUCGCCAAGCACCGCGUCCGACCACGCCGCCGCCAACAACGGCCUGUCGCCGGCAGAUAACGGCAACGGCCCCCGCGGCAGGGAAGCACCUACCGACGGUAGCCUUAUCGAGAGCCCGCCAUUCCCAUGGGCGACAGAUCGCAUUGUUGUACACCACUCGCUUGCGGAGCUUUUGGAGCGAGGAAUUGACACCAUCGUGGGCGAGGUCCAUUGCAAGCGUUGCGACAUGAACAAGACUAUAGCUUUUGACAUCAAGGCCAAGUUCAAUGAAUUGUACAACUUCAUCGCGCGUAACAUCCAGACCAUGCAUGACCGCGCGCCGUCGGAGUGGCUAUAUCCAACCUUACAAGAUUGUGACGAGUGUGGUCAGGAGAACAGCCUACGCCCGGUGAUCGCAGCAGAGAAAGAAAAGAUCAAUUGGUUGUUUUUGUUGCUCGGACAAACGCUGGGGCUGUGCACCCUAGAGCAGCUAAGACACUUCUGUGAGCACACCAAUCAGCAUCGCAGCGGCGCCAAGGACAGAUUGGUCUACUCCACCUAUAUGGAGCUGUGCAGGCAGCUGUACCCUGAUGGCCCAUUCGACAUGGCAUUGGAGAGAAAGAACAGAAGUCUUCCAUUUGCUUAG